Messenger RNA from Bubalus bubalis (water buffalo), 2632 nucleotides. RefSeq names its product eukaryotic translation initiation factor 4E family member 3 (gene EIF4E3). Gene Ontology annotation, cellular component: eukaryotic translation initiation factor 4F complex. NCBI's taxonomy places the organism in Eukaryota, Metazoa, Chordata, Mammalia, Artiodactyla, Bovidae. Gene Ontology annotation, molecular function: translation initiation factor activity; RNA 7-methylguanosine cap binding. The record is from RefSeq and is a predicted model, not a curated record. Bases 16 to 684 code for a protein of 222 amino acids. Gene Ontology annotation, biological process: translational initiation. The transcript has 7 exons.
GGCGGGGCGGAGAAAAUGGCGAUGCCCCCGGCCGCCGCGCCCCCCGCCGGCGCCCGGGAGCCGCCGGGGCCCCGCGCCGCCGCCCCUGCCGCCGCGCCGCCGAUCGGCCUGCAGCAGCUGUCGGCGCUGCGGCCCGAGCCGGGCGGGGUCCCGCUGCACUCGCCUUGGACCUUCUGGCUCGACAGAUCCCUCCCUGGUGCCACAGCAGCUGAGUGUGCAUCAAAUCUGAAGAAAAUCUACACAGUACAAACAGUACAGAUAUUCUGGAGUGUGUACAAUAAUAUUCCUCCUGUGACUAGCCUGCCUUUGAGAUGCAGUUAUCAUUUAAUGAGAGGAGAGAGGCGACCACUCUGGGAAGAGGAGAGUAAUGCUAAGGGUGGCGUGUGGAAGAUGAAAGUCCCCAAGGACAGCACGUCCACAGUUUGGAAAGAGUUGCUGUUAGCGACUAUCGGGGAACAGUUCACAGACUGUGCCGCCGCAGAUGAUGAAGUAAUAGGAGUUAGUGUCAGCGUCCGGGACCGAGAAGAUGUCGUCCAAGUCUGGAAUGUAAAUGCCGCAUUAGUCGGUGAAGCCACCGUUUUAGAAAAGAUCUAUGAACUCCUGCCCCACAUAUCUUUUAAAGCAGUAUUUUAUAAACCCCAUGAAGAGCAUCAUGCUUUUGAAGGUGGACGUGGAAAACACUAAUUGCACUCUGUAAAGAAUUCUUUGUCCUUUGCUGAUUGGUUUUGGAAACGGUCUUAACAGGAGGGAGAGUGAAGAGGAGACCUGCCGGAGCCCGAUGCUGGUUCAUUUAGAGUGGGUUUCUGCCCCUGCAGAUUGAGCAAUUAGGACUCAAAGUGGCAGGUGGGGUGGGGGGGAGAUUGUGUGGGUUUUUACUGUCACAUUACUUGCUUUUCUUUCUUUUUAUUUUUGGCUUUAUGAAUUCUCUGUUCUUUUCUCUCCAGUUUUUUUUUUUUCUUUUUAAUUCCUCAUUCAGUCUAAUUAUUGUUUUCUAUACUCCCCUUUCAUUGAGGCACAAGAAAUCGGUUUCCCUUUAAGUAGCUGUGCUGUACCUAGUUAAUGAGAAUAUGCAUAAUCGUGACAAUACUGCUUUUGAAAACCACACUGUCCUCCAAGGAACACUAGGUUGGUGAAACCUGUCUUUUGAUUAUUUGUUGUGACACAUUCCUACAUACUCUGCACUGGGCAUUGUUUUUUUUUCUAUCCCAGGGAAAAGAAAAACCUUACUUAAUCUGAUUUUGCACUGACAGCACCCACAUCUUUUAUUUUUCCUUUUUAAUAAUUUUUUUUGUUAGAAAUGAAAGGAAAAUAAUAGUUGGGUUGCCAAACAUGAAAACUAUAAUCACAGUUGAGUUAUCAGGAUAUAUGUCAAACUGUAAAUCUUUGGACCUUCUGUGGAAGUAUUGUCCAACCAGAAUUUCAAUUUGGCCUUUUCAAAAGAAGGCUUAGAGUGGUAGCAAAGGAUUUGUCUCAGUAGGAAAUUUUGUGAUUUCUGAUUUAAAGAGAAGGUGAUAUUUUAAUUGUUUGAACUAACCUUCUUCUGAAUUUUGGGUGUGUGUACCCAUUUAGGGCUCUCCAAAUCAAUUCAGACACAUUUUGUUAAAUGAUCCCAUUUUCCUGCUCAUGUUGUGUGUCGUUUCCAAUAAUCAAUCAUCCUCUAGCCUGGGCAGCUUUCCCCUGCCUUUUUCAUUUAGGAGCAGAAGUUAAAUCUCAUUUCCAAGAUGAAUGUGAACAUUUAUAAAGUUGAACUCUGAAUGCAUUUUGUUCACAUUAAUUUUUGGAGUUGUUGAGAUACAUCGUAUUAUGUUUCCAAAUAAAUACCAGUUUUAAUAGAAGGAAAUGACCCCCUCUGGAACACUCAGAAUGUUCUGAUUUCCCUCCCAGCACUCUGCCAGGCCUCCUCCUACAUCUACCUGAAAAAGGCAGGGCCAUUUAGAAAGGCUGCCUCCUGCCAGCUUUUUUUCUGGAGUCAGGGGAGCUAGGGCAUACUUAUACAUCUCACAGAAGGGCAGUGAACUCCGAAUUUCCUUUCACCCAGGAUUUUUAAUUCCUCUUGCAUUAUUGACCAGCAGAGAGGCGGGGCUUCUUCCAACCCCCAGCCUAAGUUUGUAAAUAAAAUUCUCCAUUCAAACACUUUAAAGGACUUCCAACAACAUCUCUUUACAAUCAUUGUACCCUUCACUUGCAUUACUAACCACAUCAACCAUAAUAAAAAAAUGAUCAUGGCUUUUUUUUCAAUGCUUUGUUUAUAAACUUGAGGUUCUCCAGUGAUUUCAAAAUGAGGUAUAAGGAUAUCAGACCCAUUUUCAAAAGCCUGGAACUUGUUCAUUUUAAACAUUGUACCAACAUCCAACUUGUUUUUAAAUUAUUGAUCAAGAAUUGAAAAAAAUAUUCUGGGCAUGAGUUUAAAUUCUCUUUUAUAAUAUAAGUAUUUUUUCUGAUAGAUUAGAAGAAAGGAUAUAAUUGACUUAUCUUCUUUAUGAUUGUCAUAUAUAUUUCCUUAAGUAAAUGGAUUAUGAAGUAUUUUUAUUUUUGAACUUUAUUUAAGGCAUUGUGAUGACAUGUUUAAGUUUUGCAUGUAUGUAGCUUUUGAAGAAAAAAAAAUAAAAGGAACAGGAAUGUUAGGCUCCCA